This is a messenger RNA of Talpa occidentalis (Iberian mole), 2856 nucleotides long. It is a transcript of the gene FERMT3, whose product is annotated as FERM domain containing kindlin 3. Gene Ontology annotation, cellular component: cell-substrate junction. Gene Ontology annotation, molecular function: integrin binding. The record is from RefSeq and is a predicted model, not a curated record. Gene Ontology annotation, biological process: integrin activation; integrin-mediated signaling pathway; platelet aggregation. The transcript has 15 exons. The coding region runs from base 113 to 2101 and encodes 662 amino acids. NCBI's taxonomy places the organism in Eukaryota, Metazoa, Chordata, Mammalia, Eulipotyphla, Talpidae.
GAGCGGGGAGGAGAGGCUCGUGCCUGGCCGUGCAGGUGUCUAAGGAGCAGCCAGGAGGGGCUGACACCCCAGCUCCCCACCUGCAACCCCAGCAAGCAAGGCCGCUGCAGCCAUGGCGGGCAUGAAGACCGCCUCCGGGGACUACAUCGACUCGUCCUGGGAGCUGAGGGUAUUUGUGGGAGAGGAGGACCCUGAGGCCCAGUCGGUCACGCUCCGGGUCACCGGGGAGUCACACAUCGGUGGGGUGCUCUUGAAGAUCGUGGAGGAGAUCAAUCGUAAGCAGGACUGGUCAGACCACGCCAUUUGGUGGGAACAGAAGAGACAAUGGCUACUGCAGACGCACUGGACCCUGGACAAGUACGGCAUCCUGGCCGACGCCCGCCUCUUCUUUGGGCCCCAGCACCGGCCUGUGGUCCUGCGGCUGCCCAAUCACCGAGCUCUGCGCCUCCGCGCCAGCUUCUCCCAGCCCCUCUUCCGGGCUGUGGCUGCCAUUUGCCGCCUCCUCAGUAUCCGGCACCCCGAGGAGCUGUCUUUGCUCCGGGCUCCUGAGAAGAAGGAGAAAAAGAAGAAGGAGAAGGAGCCGCAGGAGGAGGUGUACGACUUGACCAAGGUCGUCCUGGCUGGGGGUGUGGCCCCUGUGCUGUACCGGGGGAUGCCGGCCCACUUCUCAGACAGCGCCCAAACCGAGGCCUGUUACCACAUGCUGAGCCGCCCACAGCCCCCGCCCGACCCCCUCCUGCUCCAGCGCCUGCCCCGGCCCAGCUGCCUGUCGGACAAGACCCAGCUCCACAGCAGGUGGCUGGACUCCUCCCGCUGCCUCAUGCAGCAGGACGUCAAGGCGGGGGACACGCUCUGGCUGCGCUUCAAGUACUACAGCUUCUUCGACCUGGACCCCAAGACAGACCCAGUGCGGCUGACCCAGCUGUACGAGCAGGCUCGGUGGGACCUGCUGCUGGAGGAGAUCGACUGCACGGAGGAAGAGAUGAUGGUGUUCGCUGCCCUGCAGUACCACGUCAACAAGCUGUCCCAGAGUGGAGAGGUGGGCGAGCCGGCCAGCACCGAUCCGGGGCUGGACGACCUGGACGCAGCCCUGAGCAACCUGGAGGUGAAGCUGGAGGGGUCAGCACCCACAGAUGUGCUGGACAGCCUCACCACCAUCCCGGAACUCAGGGACAACCUCCGCAUCUUCCGGCCCCGGAAGCUGACCCUGAAGGGGUACCGCCAGCACUGGGUGGUGUUCAAGGAGACCACCCUGUCCUACUACAAGAGCCAGGAUGAGGCCCUGGGGGACCCCAUUCAGCAGCUCAACCUCAAGGGCUGUGAGGUAGUCCCCGAUGUCAAUGUCUCAGGCCAGAAGUUCUGCAUCAAACUCCUGGUGCCCUCCCCUGAGGGCAUGAGUGAGAUCUACCUGCGGUGCCAGGAUGAGCAACAGUAUGCCCGCUGGAUGGCCGGCUGCCGACUGGCCUCCAAGGGCCGCACCAUGGCGGACAGCAGCUACACCAGCGAGGUGCAGGCCAUCCUGGCCUUCCUGAGCCUGCAGCGGGCAGGCGGUGGGGGCUCGGGCAACCACUCCCACCCCGACGCCUCCAGUGAGGGCCUCAACCCCUAUGGUCUUGUUGCCCCCCGCUUCCAGCGAAAGUUUAAGGCCAAGCAGCUUACCCCUCGGAUCCUGGAAGCCCACCAGAACGUGGCCCAACUCUCGCUGUCCGAGGCCCAGCUGCGCUUCAUCCAGGCCUGGCAGUCCCUGCCCGACUUCGGCAUCUCCUAUGUCACAGUCAGGUUCAAGGGCAGCAGGAAGGACGAGAUCCUGGGCAUCGCCAAUAACCGACUGAUCCGCAUAGAUGUGGCCGUGGGUGACGUGGUCAAGACAUGGCGCUUCAGCAACAUGCGCCAGUGGAACGUCAACUGGGACAUCCGGCAGGUGGCCAUCGAGUUCGACGAGCACAUCAACGUGGCCUUCAGCUGUGUGUCUGCCAGCUGCCGCAUCGUGCACGAGUACAUCGGGGGCUACAUCUUCCUGUCCACACGAGAGAAGGCCCGUGGGGAGGAACUGGAUGAGGACCUCUUCCUGCAGCUCACGGGUGGCCAUGAGGCCUUCUGAGGCCCCUCUCACUGCCCUCGUUCGGCUCACCAGCUGCCACGGCCCACUCCCAAGCUCACACCCACCUGGAAGACCCACACCCUCUCCAAACACGCACCAAGCUGGGCAUGUUCGUCCGCUGUCACUGGCUUUGUGCCAACCAGGAACCUGGCUGGGCCAGACUGCCAUCCUGCAGGCUAGGGCGUGAGUCCUGAACUCAUACAGAGCCCCACCUCCCUCGCCCCAGUGGCCAGCACCAACAGCCUGACCUAACUGCGGUCCCAAGCACAAGAUCAGCUGUAGAUAGAGAAUGACAAGAAAUCAAACUGGAUUUCUUUUUUUUCAACUUUUUACAUUUCUUUUUCUUUUUUUAAAAAUAUAUUUUAUUGCUGGACUACCCUUCUUCCUCUGGAACUGUGCUGGGGGCCGCUCUGACGUUCUGUCUCUUCAUCACCAGCCAAGCAGAGGGGCUUUCCUGCGAUAGACACAAGAGUGGGUUAGAGAAAGAGAGACCUGGGCCUCCCUGGUGGCGCAAGGGGUUAAGACGCAACCUAUGAAACUACCUGCAGCCUCUGCAGAACGAGUUCUAUCCCCAGACAGCCAGGGAGCUACCCACAUGGCACAGCAGACCUCUCCCGUCUCACCCGCUGCUCCCCUCAGCAGUGUACUUCGGUUUAUCUGCCUGUUCUGUUCCCCACUCUGUCUCUGGUGGAUCCUCUCACCCCCCACACCUCUGGCCUACACCCCAGCUCUUGUAUGUAUAAAUAAAUCUUUAA